Molecule: messenger RNA, 1830 nt
Organism: Aureobasidium melanogenum CBS 110374
Lineage: Eukaryota; Fungi; Ascomycota; Dothideomycetes; Dothideales; Saccotheciaceae
Product: alcohol oxidase
Exons: 2
Molecular function (GO): flavin adenine dinucleotide binding; oxidoreductase activity, acting on CH-OH group of donors
Source: RefSeq, a predicted model, not a curated record
GGCGCUGGCACAGCUGGACUUCUCUUGGCUAUCGUCCUUACCGAAGACCCAACCAUCAAUGUCGCCGUUCUUGAAGCUGGCGCAGAUGGUCGCACCAACCCAAAUAUCACUAUCCCGGAAUUGAGAGGCGACAUCAUCGAUACGGAAUAUGAUUGGGAUUACUAUAGUACUGUUCAACCUGGUCUGUAUGAGAAUAGGAGUCAAGCUGUCAACAGAGGCAAGACGAUUGGUGGAACAAGUGCUAUGAACUGGAUGAUCCACAACGAGGACUCUCGCGUCCAACUCGAUAUCUGGGAAUCGUUGCUCAAUCUGACUGGCUGGAACUGGGAGACUCUUUCGACUGCCUUCAGAGAAAGUGAAAUAUUCUUUGCUCCUCCUGCCAAUGCAUCCUCUGCUGAGCACCCGAACCCCGCGAACCAUGGUUCUUCUGGAUACAUUUGCUCGACUCUGCAACGUAGUGUCUUGACUUUGCUGUCUGACUACGUGACCCCUGCCUUGCUUGCUGCUGGCUAUGCGGUUCCUGGCGACCGCAACGGUGGCAAUGUUACUGGCGCUGGGUUCUUGCCUCUGGCUAUUUGUCCAAGCAACUACACGAGAAGCUAUUCUGGAUCUGCAUACACUGCUGUUCAGGAUAGGAAAAACCUGCAUCUCUACACCAACGCUCAAGUCACGAACAUCAGCUGGGCCUCGACAGCAUCUGGAAAUGUUACUGCUCGCGGACUCAACUAUGUGGAUACUUCUGGUCGCACUUCGAACAACAGCCUCAUGAUCCGCGCCGACGAAGUAAUCCUGUCAUCUGGAAUCGCAGGCUCACCACCAAUUUUAGAACGUUCUGGUAUUGGUAACCCUGAUAUUCUGAUGCCGCUCAACAUCACGCCCGUCGUCAAUCUCAGCAGUGUGGGCACAGGGCUCAGAGAUCCACUGAUGAUGCAAUACCAACCACUUCAAUACAACUUCAGCGUCAACUUCACUGGUGGCGAGUACGCUCAGAACUACAUCGAUCUGCGCCCAGCCCAGGAUGUAUUGUCUCCUUCCGACUACAAUGCUGCAUCUGUAUGGCUUAACUCUACUGCCUCAAUUCCUGGCUUAGAAGAUGCACAAUUCACAGUCUUCAAGCAUCUCUGGUAUUCCCGCCAGCCUUUGAUCGAGAUGGCCUGGCAAUACAGCAGCACACAAUCUAUGCCUUACACUCUAGUGCCCCUCAGUCAAGGCACCGUACACAUCAACUCCUCAGACCCAAUGGCCGCUCCAGUAAUAAAUCCAAACUACAAUUCCGUCACCGCAACCAUCGGCAACGAGACCGUGGACUGGGACAUGUGGUUCCUCUCCCGUGCAUCCCAAUUCUACGUCACUGAACUUGCUUCUCACGAACCUUUUUCGAGUGUCUUGACGAAGACGGACCCUGAUCAUAAUCUUUCUCCAGCAGAGUAUCAGCAAAUCGUCUAUGAGCGUUCGGGAACUUCUCAACAUCUUACCGGAGGUCUGCCUAUGCUUGCCCGCUCUGCAGGUGGCGCAGUAGAUUCUCAGAUGCUGGUCUAUGGAACUUCUAAUGUUCGUGUUGUGGACGGAAGUAUUUUCCCUUACCAACCUUCGGCGCAUCCUAUGGGAUUGACCUAUGCGGUUGCUGUGCAUGCUGCGAAGAUUUUGCAGCAGAUUAAGGGGAGUAAAAUGACUUAUACUGAAAUUCCUUCUAUAAGCAACUCGAGCUCAAACGCAACUGCCAGUUUCCCUAAUGUGGCACCGACGGUUACGUAUAAUGCUAAGGGGUCUGCUGUUCCUGCUGCUAGCUCCAUUGGAAGUGCGUACACAGGUGGGGUAGCGAAAUUCGAG